Vanessa atalanta (red admiral) is the source of this 1273-nucleotide messenger RNA. RefSeq names its product ommochrome-binding protein-like. The record is from RefSeq and is a predicted model, not a curated record. The transcript has a single exon. NCBI's taxonomy places the organism in Eukaryota, Metazoa, Arthropoda, Insecta, Lepidoptera, Nymphalidae. The coding region runs from base 133 to 981 and encodes 282 amino acids. Gene Ontology annotation, molecular function: protein binding.
CUAAUUGGUCCAUGCUCUCAUUUGCGUUCAUGUCACAUUGUGAUAUAUCGUGGAACAAUAACGAACGUGACCAAUACUCGCAAACAUAAUUUACUAAAAACAAAAAAAAACCCAAGAAGAAAAAAAACGGUGAUGAAAUUUCUACUAAUAAUUUGUUUAAUAUGUGUAACCUCCGCCAAGUCGAACGACAGCGAAACAUCGACCGAAAAAAAAUGUGAAGGGAUACACGUUCACGACAAAUUUCACAAAAAAGAUGUCAUAGGCAUUGGAUUGAAUCGUCCCUAUCAAUUGGCCUAUGAUCACGGAGACCAUAAAAUAUUCUUCAGUUACAACACAGGCAAAGACGAUGAAGACUCCUUCGAAAUUGGAUAUAUUGAAAAAGGUCAUAUAAAACAUAAAGUAUUACCCAGCGUAGAAAAUGGAUUUGCAAUAGCCAUUGACAAUAAAGAUAAUCUCGUUUAUUUCGGAGGCAGUGAAGGCAUCUACAAGCAGCACCUCAAAACUAAUGGUAGUAAAGUAGAAAAAGUUAUAAGCCACCAUAACAUUUGGGAUAUGUUUUUUAAACACCAUCUAUAUUUCAUUGAAUAUCCAUCGCAGAAAUUAUACAAGUGCGAACACGAUAAAACUAAAAUAAAAAUCGAACAUCAAAAGGUCAUACACGAAAAAAUAUUUCAGUUUGCGAUUGAUGGCGAUGACGAUAUGUUUAUUACAAAUGAAACCGGCCUGUACAGGAUCAAAAACGGUACCGACCAUCGUAUUCAUUACGACGGACCCAAAAUAUAUCGAGCAAUCGAAAUAGAUAACAAAGGUGUAGCUCAUUUUAGUGGUCAAAAUGGGAUUUUUAUUGUGAAUAAAGAAAACGAUACACUCGAAAAAAUUGCUCAUAUCAAGAAUAUUUUUGGUUUAGCAUUCGAUAACAAUAACAACAUCGUUUACUCAGAUCCCCACGAAAUUGUCAAAUUAUUACCCGAAGAAUGUUAAUAUCUUCUACUAUUAUGUAUCCUUUGUUAGUUUUACAUUACAAUUGGUUUAGUCGUAUUUAAAAAACGUAAUGACAUUUAAAUUUGCUUUUUUUUUUAAAAUAACUAAUCAAUUAUAUUAUUUCCUCUAUACCCUAUUAUGUUAAAAUAUUUAAUUGAGUUGUAUAUAUGUAUAUAAUGUAAAUGUAUGGUUAAAUUUAUCACGUAAUGUAACAUUCACAUGUCAAGCGCAUAAUUCUAUCUAGAGUACGUAUUCAUAGAACAACGAAAAUAAUAAAAACAAAAUAAUUUAA